Anoplophora glabripennis (Asian longhorned beetle) is the source of this 2064-nucleotide messenger RNA. Its product is annotated as leucine-rich repeats and immunoglobulin-like domains protein 1. Gene Ontology annotation, molecular function: protein binding. Bases 224 to 1912 code for a protein of 562 amino acids. The transcript has a single exon. NCBI's taxonomy places the organism in Eukaryota, Metazoa, Arthropoda, Insecta, Coleoptera, Cerambycidae. The record is from RefSeq and is a predicted model, not a curated record.
AAGAUAAACAUACAUUAAAAUAAUAAAAGAUUCGGUAAACAGCAUCAGUAUCAUUAAAUUACUGAUAAAUAUAAUAAAAAUUGAUAAAGGAACGACUUCGUAGAAGACUAAAUAUAAGUGGCCCAUAAACAAUUUUUUAUCUCUACUAUACAGAAGCGAACGAUUCGCACGUCAUCGUACGGUGACUACUCUCGGUAUCGUAGUGCAAAUCGCUUCUGCAGUCAUGUACCAAAACAUUACCGUGCACAGUUCUUACACUCCAAACCUCGAGGAUGAACCAGUGGUUGAGGAAAGAACAUUUCCUAAUUUUGACAGCCUGAAGGACUGCAUAUCAACUGGAAUCAAUUUUAAUUAUGUAAAAAUAAUCAACCAAAAUCUACCGGUGUUGCACAAGAACUUUUUAACCGGACUGAAGAUAAAGAAACUAGUGAUAGAAGGAUGCGGUAUUACACACAUCGAAGCAGGCGUCUUUGCUGCAACCGAUACAAAUUUUAUAAAUCUAACAAAGAACAAGUUACAAGGCAUUAGUAAGGGCGUUUUUAACGAUUUGCCGUUGAAAACAUUAUAUUUAGACGGAAAUGAAAUUGAGUAUAUCGAAGAGGGCGCUUUCUUAAACACAAAGUUAAUUAAUUUGUCCUUGAGAAGAAACAAGCUACAAACGGUCAAGACAGGUGUGUUGUCUCCCAUCAAUGGAUAUGUCGAUUUAAGUGAAAAUCAAAUAGCUGACAUAGAAGCAAAUGCUUUUAAUAAUUCAAGUCUGUCUUCCCUAGUUUUGAGCCGCAACAACUUGACAACAAUAAAAAAAUAUUCCUUCUCUAACUUGUGUGUGGGAUAUUUAGAUUUAAGUUACAACAAAAUUACAUACAUAGAAGAAAAUGCACUGGAGCCAAUAGCAAAUAUAUAUGGCGUUAACUUGGAAAGUAAUGAAUUGAAAAAUUAUUACGUUUUUAAUAAUUUUCCAUUGUACAGUAUAAAUCUCAAUAACAAUAAUAUUUCAAAACUAGAACGUGGAUGUUUUAAAAAAGUAUCGCUUCUGUAUCUGUCUGACAACACUAUCGAUGCGAUUGAAGAUUAUACUUUUGAAAAUUUAUCACUGAAACGGUUAGAUUUGUCAAUGAACCAAAUAAGUCAUCUAGGAGCUUAUUCUUUCAAAGGUGUAAAAAACCUGGAGGUGUUGGAGUUGACUGGAAAUAGGAUAAAAUCUAUCGAGAUUGAUACUUUUAAAAAUUUAAACAUAAGACAACUUUACUUGGGAAGAAACCAAAUCAAGAUACUUGAACCUGGUACUUUCACCGAAACCAACGUACUAGAACUUUUUCUAGACAAUAACAACAUUACAGAUAUAAACAAAGGUAUCUUCCAAAGUUCAAAAUUAAAUCUGCUGAUACUUAACAACAACAAUAUAAAAUAUAUCGAACCAGGAUCCUUCGACGAACUAUCUGAAAUAAAGGUAAUUGAUUUAAGUAGAAAUAAAUUGGACGACAUAAAGAAAAGGACGUUUAGCAGCCUACCAUUUGAAAGGCUGAAUUUUCAAGAAAAUGAGAUAGUCCACAUUGAUGAAGGAGCAUUCGAGAACCUUUCAUGUCUAACUGAUUUGAAUCUGGGGAAGAACAAAUUGAAAAAAAUUAACCAAGGUGUGUUUUGUAAUCUAGAAAAAUUGUUCGUGCUUUAUCUAGAAGACAAUAUCGUAGAAAGUAUUGAUCCCCACGCAUUUAAGAAUCUUCCGAAACUUCAAUACCUUUUACUUCAAAACAAUCACUUGGCAAUUGUCACAGAAAAUAUGUUCUGCAAAUUACCUGAAAGUUUAAACUUAAAUCUGGAAUACAAUGGAAAUGUUUCAGUCAGCCCAGGUCUCUACGAAAAGUUUCCAUCGGUGAAGGAAAACUUUUUAAAUGACAAUCCACAAAAUUGAAAUUUCUGUAGUAGAGAAAAUAUUUAUAUUUUGAAUAUAUGUAUAGUAUGCAAUUUGAUAUUGAUUACUGUAUAUAUGUAGUACAGACUAAUUUUUUUUUAUUAUUCUGAAAUUGUACACUGCGUUCUCAGUUUUUUAACUUUUGACUUACA